AUGGAGACCCAGACCUCUUCCAAUUUGGUUUUCCUUCUUUUGAGAUGGGCGCGGGAUGAUGAAACUUCAAUUGAGACUGGAUUCGAGCGGGUGGAAUCGCUUCUCCUGUGUAUGACUCGGCUGUUGCAAAGCUUGUGUCGAAGCUCUGAAACCGCUUGCGUUGAGGAGGUCUACAAAGCUGCGUGGUGUGCCAUCCAGAUUCGUGCCCAGAACUUUGCAUUUCCAACUCAAGCACUGGUGGAUUCUGUGUUAGCUCCAGCCCCGAGCCCUUUGUGCAGCAUCCUCUACAGUGAGAGAGUCUUCCAAAUGUUGGAGCCUCUGGUUCCAGAAGCUCUGCAAGUCAUGACGAGCGUGCGGAAAUACAACCAACUUAAUAACCUCCAGAAGUUUGGUGGCCUGCCGCCGCCGCCUGAUGAUCUCGAUGGACUUCUGAUGUCGGAGGUCAUCGAGAAAGACAAGAUCAUCCUUGCGUUUGGCCGCCUGGUUGAAGGUGAAUGUCCGGAUCUCUCUGUCCAACAUUGCAUUCACUUGUAUGGGGACAAGGGCUCAGACCCAGAGGCUCCAGGUUUGUCCGCCUUUUCCGUGAACAGCCUUGAGCCAAUUUUGGAAGUAUUGCAAAAGAUCCGUGACCUUGUGAGGGAAGCAGGCGCCGUGCCCUUGUGCGGGGCCUUUCUGGCCAUGCUUUGGCGCGCGCAGCCCAGCAGAAGCUGUAUUACGAGCACCUUCGACAACAAUAUGCAGACCGUGUUGUGUACUGGAGUACAAGAGCGGAAAGUAUUGAGCCAUACGCUGACCUUGAUGAGACGUCAAGGACUAGGCAAUGACCAAAUUGAUGACUCCUACUGGAAGAAAGCAGGUGAACACUGUGACGACGUGCUGCUCAGGACGAAGCGUUGGCUGCACAGCGAGCACUUUAGCUUCAACAUUCUGUUCUACCCCAAGGAAGUUGCCAUGCAAUUGCUUCCACUUGGAUUGCCUGCAGGUUUGGCAGAAAACAAGUCUUUGGCGCAAGACUUGGUUGAUCACGUGAAGAAGUACCUCCCGCUGCUGCGCAAUCCCAUUUUCAAAUUGGAGCGUGCGGCGGAUUGGUUGGAAGGCUGGAUUGGCGGGACGCUCCAAGACUACCCACUUUUGGAUAUCAGUGCGGUACAAAUCAUGUCCGGCCCUUCAGCUGCUGCAGCGCCUCCAAUGUUUGCUCAGCGACCAGACGACUUUGCAGUCCCACCUAAUCGCUUGAAGCUGAAAGCGCCCGAGAAGAAACUGGCAUUGGUCAAGUCCUACACCAAGAGGGCCAAAGUCAGAAUCGUGCACCGAGCAGCGGCUUCCGCUUGGAUGCAGGGAGUACCUUGGGCAGAAGCUUUGGACAUUGCCUCCAAAGCCCUUGCUGCUGCUGAUGGAAUCCCCAGAACACUCGCUUUGUCCAGAAAAGGUAGAGGCAAGGGUAAGGCUAAGGGAAAAGGUCCGGCCAUUGCCAAAGGCAAGGGCCGAUCGAAGUGA
Molecule: messenger RNA, 1497 nt
Organism: Durusdinium trenchii
Lineage: Eukaryota; Dinophyceae; Suessiales; Symbiodiniaceae
Source: the annotation of a GenBank genome assembly